Molecule: messenger RNA, 2587 nt
Organism: Marchantia polymorpha subsp. ruderalis
Lineage: Eukaryota; Viridiplantae; Streptophyta; Marchantiopsida; Marchantiales; Marchantiaceae
Source: the annotation of a GenBank genome assembly
GAAUUUCUUGGAAAUGUGGUCGCGAGGCCAUUCCACAACAUCGCUCAGGACCCUACUUUCUACUAGCCGUCUAAAUCUCCUCGAAAAAGCUUUCUAAGGGCAUGCGACUCCCCUCUCCAGCCUGCGAGCGAAAUGAAGGAAAUAAGCGCGUGGAUUAGUUAACGGACGGUUUGAAUCAUUGGCUCUACGGAGAUUCAUAUCACUUGUGAAUUCUCUUGCCGAUGUAGAAUAUUCCGAGUUUCCAUCCAUCUAGGUGGACAUCGUCCGACGACCAGAGGGUCUGAUUUUGUCUGCGAUCCACUCUGAAAGGGCCGUAUUUUUACCUUGUACCUUAAAGGUACGGUCUUCGUUUAUCUCAAUUCCAAGUAGUCGCUCUUCUUGCUCAAAUAUAGAUUGUCUAGACGCUUGCAAGUGUCUUUGCUGGCCCUCUUGGGGUGCAUGGGAUCGUUGAUUUUCAGUUGCGACUCGUUAAAGGCAUGGAAGGAAUGCGGAUGUACUGCGCUCACGAGGACGGAUCAUUGUGGAGUGAGUGAGUGAGUGUCUGUGCAGCGCGUUCCAUCGAGUGGGGUCAAAAUCUGUCGUGAAUUCGUCACGGUCGGCCAGGAGUUCGCGGUGAGCUCGUUCGUUCUUUGGGGCCGGGGCGAGCUGCAAAUCGCAUGGUGGUGCGCCUAGAGGAUAGAUUCUCGACCUGAAGCAGUUCUUUGCAGGCAUUCUCCAGGAGAAGGAUGGAGUCCACGGUUUGGCUGGCAUCGCGAUCCUUGCCUCGGCCUGGAGUCGGAUGUUGCAAUCUGCUGUCGAGAGUCCGGCGCAGCGGGGGAAGAUUGAAGCCUUGCGGGAAUGGCAGGAAGGUCGUGGUUUGUGUUAGUGGCACGGAAGGGAAGACCAAGGUUGUGAUUGUCGGAGGUGGUGUGGGCGGUUUAGCUGUGGGGGGGCGAUUGGCCAAGGAAGGAUACGAUGUGCACAUUCUCGAGAAAAAUUCUCACGUGGGAGGUCGUCUGCAGUCGUUGGAGGUCGAGGCGGCUGUGGGAGUAGGUGGCAAGAGUGAUGAUCCGGGAGGUCAAGAGUGUUUCAGGUGAAGAUAUGGAUGACUACGUAACUUUGAAAAAAGUAGAACCUGCAGCGUAUAGAGUUUUCUUUGGUGAGGACGAAGGAGUGCAGUCUCUGGACUUGCUCUAUGACGUACAGAAGAUGUGCCUACAACUAGAGCAGGUUGAAGAAGGAGCAGGCGGAGCUUUCUUACGGUUUUUGGCUAACGCCAAAGAAGCUUUGGACAAGGGGACAGCAAGCUUUAUUGAACGUGACUUCAAAUCUUUUUGGGAUUACGCUGAUGUGCCACGGUUGCUGCCUCUCCUGAAGCACCUGUCACCAAUUGAACUUCUCGGACAGCACCACAGUACUAUGAGGAACUAUUUUAAAAAUCCAAAGCUUCAGGCUAUGUUUACCUUCCAGGAUUUGUACGUUGGGCUCACUCCCUACAAUGCUCCUGGCGUGUUCAGCUUGCUGGCAGCUACUGAGCUCACAGACGGUGUGUGGUAUCCAGUGGGAGGCUUCGCUAAAGUUAGGGAUGGCUUAGCCCAAGCAGCCCAGAAGGUAGGAGCAACGAUAACAACGAAAGCAACCGUGAAGAGAAUUGACCAUGCAAACGGCCAGGUACAAGGUGUAACUCUUGAAGAUGGAACUUUCAUGAGAGCAAAUAUUGUAGUAGCAAAUGCUGAUCUACCAUAUGUUUACAAUAGCCUUCUUGGCUCAAAAGUAAAGACACAAGCUUCGAAGCUACUAAGUUCAAAAUAUAGUGCAAGCGUCAUAGCCUUCCAAUGGGCUCUAAGUUCUCGCUUGGAGAGGCUAAGUCAUCAUAAUGUUUUUCUUUCCAAUUGCUACGAGGAAAGUUGGCAUCGUGCAACAGAUGCUUCUACUAUACUUGAGAGACCCAACUUUUACGUUCAUGCUCCAUCUCGUACAGAUUCAACUGUCUGUCCUCUAGGUACUGACGCUAUAACUGUCCUUCUGCCUGUUGCACAUCUGGGUGAAGGAUUUAGUAUAGGGAGUGCAAGUGAUGACAAACAAAUAGUAGAAGCCGCUAGAGAAAGAGUAAUCAGCAGUUUAGUAAGAUCUGGAAUCGGAGAUAUAUCUUCUAUGAUUCUUUCAGAAGUUGUCUAUUCCCCUCCCACAUGGCAAGACAGUUACAACCUCCAGUACGGUGCAGCCUUUGGCCUUGCACACAAUCUUCUGCAAUUAGCUUAUUUUCGCCCCGACGUAGCAGAACCAUCCAUCAAAGGGCUCUAUUUUGCUGGGGCUUCAACUCGGCCUGGGAAUGGAGUCCCUCUAGUUUUGAUGGGCGCCAAAGUCACAACAAAUAGGAUUCUGGAAGAGAACUACCCUUUCUUAUCUGGAAAUUAAUUCAUCAGUCUCUUUGUGUCUGGACUUGUACUUCAAACGAUGACAUAUAUGAACCCAUGUAGACGGUCCUUAUCGAUUCACUUGCACAACAUUCAGUGCCAGAAAGGGCCAUCAAAACUUCGAAUGUUAGAAAUUUGGAAUCGAAGGCCGUUGAAGUUGUCAGAGAUGCCGAUGAUCUGUACAUUCCUUA